AUGAACAUCUUUCGACUAUUUGGCGAUUUAUCGCAUUUAGCAUCCAUCUUUAUCCUUCUACAAAAGAUUCAAGUUUCAAAAUCAUGUAGAGGUAUCUCAUUCAAAACUCAACUUUUAUACUCAAUCGUUUUCAUUACAAGAUAUUUGGACAUCUUUGCAGAUGCACAUAGAAGUCUUUACAGAUUUUUGAUGAAAUGCUUCUUUAUCGGUUCUUCGAUUUAUGUCUUAUACCUUAUGCGUGUCAAAUAUCGUCCGACACACGAUCCUGCGAUUGAUACGAUUCGUUUGGAGUACCUCUUGGGACCGGCAGGUUUGUUGGCUUUAAUCUUCCAUUAUCGUGAAGCUGGAGCAGGCUUCUUUUCAACAUUACAAGAAAUCUUUUGGGCUUUCUCUAUUUACCUAGAAUCAGUUGCCAUCUUGCCACAAUUAUUCAUGCUACAAAGAACAGGAGAAGCGGAAACGAUUACGACACAUUAUUUGUUCGCUUUAGGAGCUUAUCGUGCAUUGUACAUUCCCAACUGGAUUUACAGAUAUUUCGCUGAAGGUUCCAUCGAUCCAAUCUCAAUCUUGGCCGGAUUGGUUCAAACAGGUCUCUACCUAGACUUCUUCUACAUCUACUUCACAAAAGUCAUGAAAGGAGAAAAGUUCGAAUUGCCCGCAUGA
Messenger RNA from Meira miltonrushii, 663 nucleotides. RefSeq names its product putative ERD2-ER lumen protein-retaining receptor. NCBI's taxonomy places the organism in Eukaryota, Fungi, Basidiomycota, Exobasidiomycetes, Exobasidiales, Brachybasidiaceae. Gene Ontology annotation, biological process: endoplasmic reticulum to Golgi vesicle-mediated transport; protein retention in ER lumen. Gene Ontology annotation, molecular function: ER lumen protein retrieval receptor activity. The transcript has a single exon. The record is from RefSeq and is a predicted model, not a curated record. Gene Ontology annotation, cellular component: cis-Golgi network; endoplasmic reticulum; membrane. The coding region runs from base 1 to 663 and encodes 220 amino acids.